AGAGGCGUUCAAAGGAAAGUUGAGAAACAAAAGCGCAGCAGGGAAAAAUAAGAUGGAGCUAUAACCACCACAAGUUGAAGGAUAGGAUACUUUAGUUCAGGACCGGUUCGCGAUGGUACGUCCGCAAAGGGUAGAGGCGGAGUAGGAUGUUUCCGCAAGCGGACGAGAGAUAUAUCUACCGGGUGGGAAGAGGAGAGCGGGGAGGGCGACGUGGGCAAAUAGUGGCCGCUGGCUGUCAACACACACUCUGACAACGCCCAUGAUGGGCUCAGGAACGACAAAGAUUCCAGCCAACAUGCCCACGCAUACCCUCCGCGCAGCCCGCGCAGCCUCUACGCAUACCUCAGCCCGACUGAGACAUCAACAAGUCCGUCGCAACGCCCCGUCAACGCCCUUGCCGUUUGCGAACAAAUUCCUCACGGUCACAUUCCUGCCUCGGCCGGCCUAUUGUGUAAGCCCCGGCCUACUGGGAAUCAGUUUUGUCAGUUCUCGCUGCCCAGCUCCACGGUGGCUUGGCCGAUGGCUGGAAUGUUCCGCAAGGAAUGGGCGUUCACCAAGCGCGUCAUGUUCUCAGGAGCCCAUCACAUCUGUAGGACAGACCAUCUGCUGCCUCUGCCGGAGUCAAGAGCCACAAAGCUCCCGCGAUCGAUGCUGGAGGCACCAGGCUGGCGUGAAGACCGUGGGUCAACAGCCGAGCUGUCAUUCUCAAGGGAGGCGCACAUGGCGUAUAUGCGGACUGGGAGCCAAAUUCUUCAAGGAAAGGCUAGCGCCGCACAUUGUUCGCCCUAGCCUCGGGAAUGCAGCACGGUCUAUUGUCAAGGUUGGCGCAAGCGGAAGGUAUGCGAAAAGCCAGAGAUAGCAACGGACAAUUCGAACUCGGUGCGAUGCCGGCAGCCCUGAGGAAGUUCCAUU
Colletotrichum godetiae is the source of this 912-nucleotide messenger RNA. RefSeq lists its product as uncharacterized. The record is from RefSeq and is a predicted model, not a curated record. The coding region runs from base 260 to 859 and encodes 199 amino acids. Lineage: Eukaryota; Fungi; Ascomycota; Sordariomycetes; Glomerellales; Glomerellaceae. The transcript has a single exon.